UUGUUUGAAGCAACUUUUGGUCGGAACUGUCAGCAGAACGAAGGAGCCGACUCUACCCGUCCGCCGCUUCCUUCUCUUCCUCUCUGCUUGUUUCUCCACAAAACAUUUUCCUGGAAAAAGAAAAACGAUAGCAGCAGGCAUAGAUGGCUGCGCAAAAGGAGCUUCUGGUAAGCUCCAAAGCGGAGCUUAAACGGAAACAAAAAGAAAAGAAAAAGGCCAAAUCAGGCGGAUUCGAGUCGCUGAACCUAAGCCCUAAUGUCUACAGAGGAAUCAAGCGGAAGGGGUACAAAGUCCCUACUCCAAUUCAGCGCAAGACCAUGCCGCUUAUUCUUGCUGGAAACGACGUCGUUGCCAUGGCACGGACAGGUUCGGGGAAAACGGCGGCGUUUCUGGUGCCGAUGCUGGAGAAGCUGAAGCAGCACGUGCCUCAGGGCGGUGUCCGAGCCCUUAUUUUAUCUCCAACUAGAGAUCUGGCCCUGCAGACAUUGAAGUUCACCAAGGAAUUGGGAAAAUUUACAGAUCUUUGUAUUAGUUUGCUUGUUGGCGGUGAUAGCAUGGAAAACCAGUUUGAAGAGUUAGCACAGAACCCUGAUAUUAUUAUUGCUACUCCUGGUAGACUGAUGCACCAUCUAACAGAAGUUGACGAUAUGUCACUUCGUACAGUGGAAUAUGUGGUCUUUGAUGAAGCAGAUUCUCUCUUUGGCAUGGGUUUUGCUGAACAAUUGAAUAAAAUCCUUACCCAGCUUAGUGAAAACCGUCAGACCUUGCUCUUUAGUGCAACAUUACCGAGUGCCCUUGCUGAGUUUGCGAAGGCUGGUCUGCGAGACCCUCAGCUUGUGCGGCUUGAUUUGGAAACCAAGAUUAGCCCUGACCUAAAGCUUAUGUUUUUCACCUUACGCCAGGAAGAAAAACAUGCAGCAUUGUUGUAUUUGGUAAGGGACCAUAUCAGUUCUGAUCAGCAAACUUUGAUAUUUGUUUCUACAAAACAUCAUGUGGAGUUCCUUAAUAUUUUGUUUAGAGAAGAGGGUAUCGAGCCUUCUGUAUGUUAUGGUGAUAUGGAUCAAGAUGCUCGGAAAAUUAAUAUAUCAAAAUUCAGAUCUAGAAAAACUAUGUUGCUUGUUGUGACAGAUGUUGCAGCUAGGGGAAUCGACAUACCUUUACUUGAUAAUGUCAUCAACUGGGACUUCCCUCCAAAACCCAAAAUUUUUGUUCAUCGAGUGGGACGAGCAGCAAGGGCAGGUCGGACUGGUACUGCAUUUUCCUUUGUGACAUCUGAGGAUUUUCCAUACCUUCUAGAUCUGCAUCUAUUUCUCUCAAGACCAAUCAGGGCUGCACCUACUGAAGAGGAGGUUUUGCAGGAUAUGGAUGGAGUAAUGAAUAAAAUUGAUCAAGCAAUUACAAAUGGAGAAACUGUUUAUGGGCGUUUCCCUCAAAAAAUUAUUGAUCUUGUUUCAGAUAGGGUUAGGGAAAUGAUUGAUUCAUCUGCUGAACUGAAUAAUUUGCAAAAAACCUGUACAAAUGCUUUUCGCUUGUAUUCAAAGACUAAACCUUUACCUGCACGGGAGUCCAUUAAAAGAGCAAAGGAUUUGCCUCGUGAAGGGUUGCAUCCAAUCUUCAAAAACAUUCUGGAAGGAGGUGAAUUGGUGGCACUUGCAUUUUCUGAACGCUUGAAGGCUUUCAGACCCAAGCAGACCAUUCUGGAAGCUGAAGGUGAAGCUGCUAAAUCAAAGCAUUCGCAGGGUUCCUCUAGUCAGUGGGUCGAUGUGAUGAAGAAGAAGAGAGCUAUACAUGAGGAGAUAAUUAAUUUGGUUCAUAAGCAGCGCUCUAGCAAUCAUGUGGACAAGGAAGAUCAAUCUGAAGUUACUGCUUCGAAGAUCAAGGAGAUAAAAGAAGCUCGUGGUUCUAAAAGAAAGGCAACAAACUUCAAGGAUGAGGAGUAUUAUAUAAGUGCUGUGCCAACAAAUCAUCAUAUGGAGGCUGGUCUCUCAGUAAGAAGUAAUGAAGGGUUUGGAUCACAUAGGUUGGAUUCUGCUGUCCUGGAUCUUGUUGCUGAUGAUAGUGAAGGUUUGCAGAAACAAAAAACCAGAUUUCAUUGGGAUAAGAGGAGUAAAAAGUAUGUCAAAUUGAAUAAUGGUGAACGUGUUACAGCUAGUGGAAAGGUUAAGACGGAGAGUGGUGCAAAAGUAAAAGCUCUGAAAACAGGAAUAUACAAGAAGUGGAAAGAACGAUCUCACAGAAAAGUAUCUCUCAAAGGAACAAGUAAUGGAGAGAAUGCUGAGACAGCAAACUCAUCAGGAGACUAUCGAUUACGAGGUAAUGCUAGAAAGUUUAGAGGGAACAAGAAAUCACAGCACUCUGUGCCUAAUGCUCAUGUGCGUUCAGAAAUUAAAGAUCUUGAACAGGUGCGAAAGGAAAGGCAGAAAAAGGCAAAUAAGAUGUCAUUAAUGAAGGGCAAAGGCAACAAGAACAAAGGUAAAAAAUCUGGUAGAAGUGGUAAAAGAGGAAAGUCCAAGUAGCAGAAGCUUGUGGGAUUCGAUUGCCAAGAGAUCAUUGCAGAGUCGUUGAGAGCAGAUGACAUAUGAUAUAAGGUGGUUACUAGCAAAAAGUUUUGAGCUUCCAACAAUUGUUUUAAUGGCACAGCUGAUGCUCAUUCUCUUUCAUUAUAUCCAGUUAUAUGGGAUGUGUUUAUAUAUAUGCCACACAAGGCUUUUUUCCCUCUUCAAGUAAGGGCAUGUUUAUCCUCUGUACCUUUUGCUCACAUAAAUGGCAUUGUUUGGUUCAUUUGUAAGUGUUGUUGGAAUGACUAUUUUUGGAGAAACUGGGAAAUGGUUAUUACCGAAUAGGCAAAAAAAUUAUGUAGACAAAAUUACUUUUAAUCAUUUUGUAAAAUUAUUACUUUCAUAUAAGUAUUCAACUCUAGCAUCUAAAA
Molecule: messenger RNA, 2929 nt
Organism: Theobroma umbraticum
Lineage: Eukaryota; Viridiplantae; Streptophyta; Magnoliopsida; Malvales; Malvaceae
Product: putative DEAD-box ATP-dependent RNA helicase 29
Cellular component (GO): cytosol; nucleus
Molecular function (GO): RNA binding; RNA helicase activity; ATP binding
Source: RefSeq, a predicted model, not a curated record